CUAAGACAUUAUACCAUCAUUGAGGCGGAACCGGGAAUGCGGUUGCAUUUCACAGUCGGACACUUGAACUUGUAAGACCGGAACCGGAAAGUGUAAGCGUGUUGUUUAUGUUUCCCUCUUAAUACCGAGUGAAUGCUGGAGAUAUAUCAUUGUGCCACAGAGACACGACCUGACAACUUAAUAACACGCAAGAUGACAUACCGAAAGCUACGUUGAUAAUGUCUUGGAAUAUGCGCGUUAUGACAGCAGUAAAAAGAAAAUCUAACGUCAGCAGUCAGCACAUUUUUUGAACACCCACACAUGCUUAUUUGUGAUUGAUAAAACAUUUAAAUGAUAAAAUAAGACGAGUACUGUUCAUUUACUUUCUCUUUCCCACGAUGAAUCCCCCCAGUUUGUUUGGAAAAACGCAAGGCGGCGCUUUUCAGGCCCCUGGUAACUCCAGCCGUAGUACUGGGUUGUUUCAGUCCUUCGGGCAGCCAGGUACUAGCAACACGCAACAGAAUGUGGCGUUCGGACAGACGUCGACGUUCGGGCAGGCAUCAGCUUUCAGCCAGCCUCCGGGCUUCGGCCAGAACCCUGGGCAGACUUCCGUCUUUGGCCAAACUCCUGCCUUUGGACAGACGUCAGCUUUGGGCCAGAGCUCCGUGUUCGGGACACCUACCAGUUUGGGACAAGCUUCUGGACAGUCAUCCGCGUUGGGACAGAACUCUGCCUUCACGUCUGGAUCAAUGAACCCCCCUGUGUUUGGUCAGUCGGGCCUGGGACAGGGAGCCUCGGGCUUUAACCCGCCACCGUCUUAUGCGCAGUCCAUUGGACAGACUCAGAGCUCCGUGUUUGGACAAACGUCCGCCUUCGGUCAAACCUCCGCGUUCGUACAGCCAACGGGUUUCACUCAACAGACGCCCGGAUUCGGUCUGUCCUCCAGUAUUUCCCAGUCCUCUGUCGGUUCCGCCCCUGCCUCGGGAUCGGGUCAGACCAUGAGCUUCAGCCAGCCCUCCUUCGGGCAAGCGUCCGCGUUUUCGUUGCCUGGCGCCACGUCGGGCUCGUCGGGGGGCGCUCAGAGCGUCGUUCAGAGCCGAGGGUUCGGGACGUCGGAGUUCAGCUUCAAGCCGUCGGACGAGGUUCUGUUCAAGCCCAUCUUCAGCGCCAGCCCCGAGCCGGCCGGCUCCCAGCCCGCCGCGGCCGCCGAACCGUUCGGCUCGGCCCAGCCGGCCGUCGCCAGCAUGGACAGCAGCGGCCCCGGCGGCUCCGGGUUCUCCCUCCUGACCGGCGACGCGCCCAACGCCCUGGACUUCAGCUUCUCCCAGCCCGCGGCGGCCCCCUCCAUCUCCUUCCCCGCCCCUGCCCUGCCGCACAAGGACCCGCUUCCCACCACCAGCGGCAAGCUGGAGUUCACCUUCUCCCAGCCGGCGGCGCCUUCCAACAGCGGCUCUGCCCCCCAGCCCGCCCCCGUUCCCAGCACCGCCUCCUCCUUCAGCUUCUCGCCCAAAGUCCUCCACCCCUCCGCGGGCCCCUCCGCCGGGGGGAGGGGCUUCGUCCAAGCGUCGGCCUUCGGGGAGCCGAAGGCCAAGCCGGAGGCCGGGGAUACGGGAGGAGAUGAGGAGAGCACCGGGGAGGUGCUGUUCGGGAGCCUGGGGAAAGGAACUAAGCGGAAGGAGGAGUCGGGGGAGCGGGACACCCAGGGGAAGAUGGGUAAGGCGGAGGAAACCCAAGCCGGAGGCGAGGCCGCCAGACACGCCGCCAAACGGCCGCUGAUGCGGACCCGCGCCCCGGGCGGGGGGCUGUUCCGCAACGCCAUGAGCAGCCUGCUGAAGUCGUCGGCCAACCCCGUCAAGAGGGAGCCCAGGAAGGAGGAGGAGCCCCCGCCGGAGUGGGAGGAGGUUGAGAGGCCUGAACCGCCCCUGAAAACCUUAACCCCGCCCAGAGCGCCGGCCCCUACCAGAGAAUUCACUGAGACGGCUGGGGAAACCGCGGUGGCAGCGGCGGCGGCGGCGGUGGAUCCCACAUCCCCGGCGAGGCGCGCUCGGAGGACGGAGAGCACGGACAGCCUGGGCGGGACCUCGCCCACGGACUCCACGAGCAUCCAGUGCAAGAACAUCCCGCCCAAGCUCAACGUCAAGGACGUCCUCCAGAAGCACUUUGGCCGCUUCGGGAGGGUGCGCAUGGUGCAGUGCCGGCCCAACAGGAACCUGGCCAUCGUUCACUUCCACGACCACGCCUCUGCUGCCAAGGCAAGGAAGAGGGGGAAGUCCUUACAUGGGAACGAGAUCCUCAUAUUCUGGCAGAGGAAGAAACUCAGUCCAGGAGAGAAAGGGGAGAUGGCUCCGGAGGAGAAGAAGGCGGCCAGAGAACGAGCGGACCCCAGAGGCGGGGGCUUCCAGCCCGCCGCUCUCCGAAAACCCCUCCCUCGCUCCCCAGCCGCCGGCACCAGCGCGUCCAUAACCAAAGGCUCUCCGGUGAAGAAGCCCAGCGUCGCCAAGUCCCUGCAGUUCGACACGGAGGCGCAGCCGGAGCCCGAAGCGGAGGGUUCGAGUCCGGACCGCCCGGCCGAACGCCUGCCCUCCUCCCUCCUGCACCUGGUGGGCCAGCUGUGCGAGAGCGCCGAGGAGAAGUACCGCCUGCUGGAGCAGAGGGACAAGAUUCUGCGGCAGGGCCGGCCCAAGAGAACGGACCUGGUGCUGUCCAAAGUGUUUGUGGGGACGUGUCCUGACAUGUGCCCGGAGAAAGAGCGCUACAUGAGAGAGACCCGAAAUCAGCUCAGCUCCUACGAGGUCGUCCCAAACACAGAGAAGGUGGACCACACAGCGGCCAUUAAAGAGUACAGCAGGUCGUCAGCUGACCAGGAAGAGCCCCUCCCCCAUGAGCUGAGGCCCCUCCCCGUACUGAGCAUGACCAUGGACUACCUGGUCACGCAGGUCAUGGACCAGGGCGAGGACAACUACCGCGACUGGUAUGACUUUGUGUGGAACAGGACCCGAGGUAUCCGCAAGGACAUAACCCAGCAGCACCUGUGUGACCCGCUGACCGUGUCCCUCAUCGAGAAGUGCACUCGCUUCCACAUCCACUGCGCCCACCACCUGUGCCAGGAGCCCAUGAUGUCCUUCGAUGCCAAGAUCAACAACGAGAACAUGACCAAGUGCCUGCAGAGCCUGAAGGAGAUGUACCAGGACCUGGCCACCCGGGAGGUCUACUGCCCCCGUGAGGCCGAGUUCCGCCAGUACAACGUGCUGCUCAAGCUGGACGACGGGGACAUUCUGCGGGAGGUGCAGCAGUUCCGCUCGGAGAUACGGAACUCUCCCGAGGUGCACUUCGCGGUCCAGGCCUUCGCGGCUCUCAACAACAACAACUUCGUCCGCUUCUUCAAGCUGGUCCGGGGCGCGUCCUACCUGUCCGGCUGCAUCCUCCACCGCUACUUCAACCAGGUGAGGCGGGAGGCGCUGAGGGCGUUGAACGUGGCGUACACCGUGGCUCAGAGAUCCACCUUCUUCCCGGUGGACGACCUGGUCAGGAUGCUGAUGUUCCGCAGCGCCGGGGAGGCCUCCGACUUCGCCCAGCAGUAUGGACUGAGCGUGUGCGAGGGGAUGGUGGAGUUGAAUCGCACCUCCUUCCAGGACCCCGAGCUGCCGGUCCCCCUCCGGAGGUCUGAGGACAUAAGGGGGAAGAGGGCGGUUCUGAUCGGGGAGGUGGUGAACGGGGGUCCCCUGCCCAGCCCGCCCCAGCACGCCCCCGUCUGCAGCUUCGACUCCCGCAACAAGUACCGCGGCGACGUGCACCUGGCCGACCCCGCCCACAAGGGGGCCCUGCUAGGAGCUGUCCCACAGAAGCAGGGGACGGGGCCACCGGAGCUGCGGCCCCUGAUGGACCUGGAGGUCAGAGCCCCGCCCAAACCCAGGCCGUCGCCGCCAGAGCCGCGGAGCGAGCCGGAGCCGGGAGAGCUUCCCCAGGAGGCCGUGACCUCCGACCUCCAGCAGCCUUUCCCUCCUAUUGGCCUACCUCAGCCCGCCCGACCCCCGUCGCCGCCGCCCAAGCCCGAGCCUGUCUACACUGACCAGGACAUCGCGGCGGAGCUGGAGUCCGUCCUGGAGGAGGUUUUGGAGACGGAGUGCUCCGAGCUGGCCGGCACGGCUACGCAGUACGUCUCCACCGCGCUGAGCGUGUGCGACAGCCAGGUGGAGGCGCUGGUGAGCGAGGUGCUGGAGCAGGUGCUGGGGGAGGUGUGCGCCUCCGAGGUCAGCGCGGAGAAGGAGAGGAAGGCGGAGGAGAGGAGGAGGCUGGAGGAGGCCAGGAGGAAGCAGGAGCGCGAGCUGCUCCUGGACCGGUUCAGCGAGGCGCUCUGCGCCGAGAUCAGCCAGGAGGUCCUGACCGAGUGCAUCGAGGACGCGGCCGCCUCCGAGAUCAGGCGUGCGCAGGAGGAGAAGGCGGAGUGCGUCUCCCGCAGCUCGGAGGAGGUGUGCGGCAGCCUGGUGGAGGAGACGCUGCUGGGCGAGAUCUCCCUGGUCGCUCAGGAGGUGCUGGAGGUGGAGCUCAAGCGCAUUCACAAGUUCCUGAAAAGGUGGCGCGACGUGGUGGCCGUGCGCAGGCAGCUGAAGAGGCAGAUGCGGGGCUUCCCCGCCGCUCCCUGCUACGUGGACCUGCGCUUCAAGCUCAAAGCUCUGCUCCCCAGCGCCCCGUCCGCCCCCUGCCUGGACCAGCUGGCCCGCGGCGUGGUCGACCUCGGCAACACGGGUCACAUGACCGUGUCCUGCACCAGAUUACUGAAAAUGAGGCAAGAAACAAUCCACCAGAUGAGAGUACAGCACUACUACCGGCUGUUACUGAGUGAGUCGGUGUGGACCCCACUGGACCUGCCCCGCCUUGUAGUGGAGAACGUUUCGCACUCGACCGACAGAAUCUUCUGGAAGGCCGCUCUCCUGUUGCCCAGCAACCAGGAGAGCGAGGCGAACAUAGCCUGCAGGAUUUUGACCGAUUGGCUGGAGGCCAAGUUCAGCGGGGACGAGCGGUCAUGUGACCCAGCCGCAGAGCAGGGGGCUAAGAUGGAGACUCUCUCCAUCAGUAACGAGCUCGUGAGCUCCCAAGAGCAGACUCACAAAGUUCACGUGUGUGUUAAGGUGGCCCGGGGGCCCCUGAAUGAGGAGGGCCAGGCUCUGCUGGAGACGCAGAAGGACCUGCAGGGCACCAGCGCCCUCGUGCUGCUCCUGCCCCCGCUGCUGGGCUCCAGGGAGGAGAGCCCGGAGGAGCAGGAGGAGCAGGAGGAGGUGUUCCUCAUCUCCGCCGUCCUGCAGCUCCGUCAGCUCCAGCAGGCCAGCGCCGGGAUGCCCGCCCUCCCGCUGGCGGUGGUGGUGCCUGAGCGGAGCGAUCGGCCAAUCAGCGAUCAGAAACUGGAGGAAGAUCUGUUUCUGCCAGCAAUGGUGGAGGACGGGUUGAUUUCUGAGUUUGUGUUCGUACACAUCCCUGAGACCACCAGCGACCUGCAGGGCUCUGAACAGAUCGGCCAGGCAGUGCAGUGGCUGGCCGCUCGCUCCCCAGCCCCGGUCAGCCUGUGCUCUCAGACGCUGGUGCAGUUCGUGGAGGGCGGUCUCUGCCGCGAGUUCGGCUCCAGGCUGCACCAGGACAAGCAGGACAGGGAGGGGGCGGGGCUCCCCUGCCAGGAGCCCGCCCCCAUCGUCGACCUCUACAACAGCGCGCUGCGCUUCCUGUCCGGCCUGCUCUCGUCCGACGGCCUGGCGGGGCUCUCCUGGCCCCUGGCCGAGUUCUGCCUGCCGGGGGCCGGCGGCCUGCUGCCCCCCCUGGGCUGGAACUCCCCCGAGCACCUGGCCUGGCUGCAGAGGGCCGUCCUGAGCCUGCAGAUCCCCGAGUGGGACCUGCCCCCCGCCUCGGCCCCCUGGCCCCGGCUGUGCGCCUCCAUCUUCCAGUACGCGUCCCAGAUCCCCCUGUCCCGCCACAGCCAGCCCCUCCUCAUGUCCCGCCUGGAGAACCUGCUGGGGCGCGUUCUCGCUCGCUGCCAGCAGGGGGCGCCUCCUCCCUCGGGGGCCGACGAGGAGGGCCACGGCGGGGGGCUGUCCUUCCGCCAGGUGCCCUGGGACGAGAUCCUGGUGCUCUGCAUCGACCACCGGCUGAAGGACUGGCGUCCCCCGGAGUCCCCCCUGUCCGAAGAUGCCAUUACGGAGGACGGGGAGAUCCUGGUGUACUUCCAGAAGGACAGACUGACGGACUUCAGCCCCCCGAGCAGCUGGACCGCGGCGGUGGCUCAGACUCACCGGGACACGCAGCAGGAGGCCGAUCGGGCCGCGCCCGUCUCGGGGCAGAGUCCCACGCCCGCCCCGGCUACGCCGCGUCUCCGGCAGAGGCUCUUCCACAGCCCGCCGCCGACUCCGCCCCCCCGCGCCACGCUGGACAUCACCCACACCCCCUCCCCCCGAGAGCUGCUGCCGCAGCGCGUUCUCUCCGACCUGCAGGAGGAGAAGAGCCGGAGCCAGAGGUUUGAGGAGCAGCUGCAGUGCUGGUUGGAGAGGGAUCCCAUGGACACUUUCUCCAUGCCUGCCUUCAUGCCUUCCUCGCUCAUCUCUGUCCCCGAAAUGAUGACACCCGCCCCUAAAGCCAGCGCUGUCUGCACUGCACACGCUCAGGAGAUUGACAGUGAUGCCCAUGGAGACGGUUUGGAGAGCGGCAGUCUGAGAAGCAGGCCGGUGUCUAUGGCCCAGAGACUGAAAGAGCUCCACAGACUGAUUUCAGUUAGCCAGAGUGAGGAGCUGGCCUGUGGGCUCCAUCUGAACAGCCUUCUGGAGAUUGUGGAGGACUGACUGUCCCAUCAGCCCCCUGUCUCACACACUCCUGCGGCUCAGAGCAGGACUGCCACUCGUCACCCCGAUUUCAGGAGCUGUGCCCGCAACGUUGCAUGAAUACCAUAGAUUGUAUAUUUAAUAAUCAGUUUGUCCUAAAUGUAGCCAAGCUGAAAUUAUUUUAAAAUACUUGAAAUGCUUUUCAUUAUGAGAACAUUUAUUACUCCAAGGCAGAUGACACUGGUUGCUACUAGAGUUGCUUGAAAAUGUCAUCAGCAUUGUACAGAAAAUUAGGGAAUGGUGUUAUUCACACUUAAUGUUUGAAGCCCUCACCCAAUAGGACAUUUUUCUUCAGUACAAAAUAUUUCACAAGAAAGUAUUUCCUGUCAACUUACUACAUUACUAAUCAUUGGCCUCUAAUAAACAAAUAGAUUAAUUUGUUAAUUAAUAGAAGUUUAAUUUAGGAGGUGAAUGUCUGCUUUUGGUGCCAUUUUUUAAUAUGUUCAAGAUAAUAUUUUUCUUGUGUUGGAAUAAAGUUUGUCUUUAUUUUUUUUUGGAAUAAAGAUAGUCUUCUAUA
Anguilla rostrata (American eel) is the source of this 7356-nucleotide messenger RNA. It is a transcript of the gene mcm3ap, whose product is annotated as minichromosome maintenance complex component 3 associated protein. Gene Ontology annotation, molecular function: RNA binding. The record is from RefSeq and is a predicted model, not a curated record. Gene Ontology annotation, cellular component: transcription export complex 2; cytoplasm; nucleus. NCBI's taxonomy places the organism in Eukaryota, Metazoa, Chordata, Actinopteri, Anguilliformes, Anguillidae. Gene Ontology annotation, biological process: mRNA export from nucleus. The coding region runs from base 378 to 6800 and encodes 2140 amino acids. The transcript has 29 exons.